UUCCGGGAUCAUGCACGGGUUCCUCUUUUGCACUCUGCUCAUUACUGGAUUAGCACAGUUCUGCUUUAGGACGCAGGGCACUGUGUCAUCAGACGAGACCUCUGGAGGGCCUGGAGAAGCAUCUCACCGUAAACAAAUCUGUCAUUGGCCCUGCAAAUGUCCUGCUCAGAAGCCCAGUUGUCCUCCUGGGGUGAGCUUGGUAAGGGAUGGCUGUGGAUGCUGCAAAAUCUGUGCCAAGCAACGAGGAGACAUGUGUAAUGAAGCUGACCUCUGUGACCCACACAAAGGGUUGUAUUGUGACUACUCAGCUGACACGCCUAGGUACGAGACAGGAGUGUGUGCAUAUCUUGUGGCUGUUGGAUGUGAGUUCAACAGGGUCCAUUAUCAGAAUGGCCAAGUAUUUCAGCCGCAUCCACUGUUCAGUUGCCUCUGUGUGGGUGGUGCGAUUGGAUGCACACCCCUCUUCAUACCUAGGCUGGCUGGCAACAACUGUGUUGCAGCUGAAGAUGUAAGGAGAUCUGGUGCAACCAACUGUAACCCGGGACCACUGCAACAGGGGCGCUCAACAGGCUACAGAGCAGUGCCAGCUUACAGGAACCUUCCACUUACUUGGAAAAAAAAAUGCCUUGUGCAAGCAACCAAGUGGACUCCCUGCUCCAGAACAUGUGGAAUGGGGAUUUCUAACAGGGUGACCAAUGAAAACAGCAACUGUGAAAUGAGGAGAGAGAAGAGGCUAUGCUAUAUUCAGCCCUGCAACAGUAACAUAUCAAAGGCCGUGAAGAUCCCCAGAGGAAAAACCUGUCAACCCACUUUCCAGCUCUCCAAAGCUGAAAAGUUUGUCUUUUCUGGAUGCUCAAGUACACAGAGUUACAGACCCAUUUUCUGUGGACUAUGCCUGGACAAGAGAUGCUGUGUUCCCAACAAGUCUAAAAUGAUUACCGUCCAGUUUGACUGCCCCAGUGAAGGGUCAUUUCAGUGGCAGAUGCUCUGGGUCACAUCCUGUGUGUGUCAGAGAGACUGCAGAGAACUGGGAGAUAUAUUUUCUGAGCUCAGGAUUCUAUAGAGCCAAACACAGGCAGGAAAGUUGAAGGCCAAGUCAUUCAUGUCAUAGAAUCAAAAAACUAGAGUGCCUAUAAAAGGUUGAAAA
Onychomys torridus (southern grasshopper mouse) is the source of this 1147-nucleotide messenger RNA. RefSeq names its product cellular communication network factor 6 (gene Ccn6). Gene Ontology annotation, molecular function: heparin binding; integrin binding. Gene Ontology annotation, biological process: signal transduction; cell adhesion. NCBI's taxonomy places the organism in Eukaryota, Metazoa, Chordata, Mammalia, Rodentia, Cricetidae. The record is from RefSeq and is a predicted model, not a curated record. Gene Ontology annotation, cellular component: extracellular matrix; extracellular region.